Messenger RNA from Acomys russatus (golden spiny mouse), 3412 nucleotides. RefSeq names its product spectrin repeat containing nuclear envelope family member 3 (gene Syne3). The record is from RefSeq and is a predicted model, not a curated record. Gene Ontology annotation, cellular component: cytoplasm; meiotic nuclear membrane microtubule tethering complex; nuclear outer membrane. Gene Ontology annotation, molecular function: actin filament binding. The transcript has 18 exons. Gene Ontology annotation, biological process: nuclear migration. Lineage: Eukaryota; Metazoa; Chordata; Mammalia; Rodentia; Muridae. Bases 118 to 3096 code for a protein of 992 amino acids.
CAAGUCUGGGCAGGGAGCUAAUUUUCUUCCCACGACCUCCUUCUCCUCACGACUUUCUGGAAUGGACUAGAGGCAAGUGAAGACCUCGGAUCGGAUCCAGAGACCCUCUAGACUGACAUGGACACGAUAUUCCCGCCCUCCUGGUCGCGAGUCUAUACAGGUGCCAUGACGCAGCAGCCCCAGGAGGACUUUGACAGGAGCGUGGAGGAUGCCCAGGCGUGGAUGAAGGUGGUACAGGAGCAGCUUCAGGUCAAUGAUAACACGCAAGGGCCCCGAGCAGCACUGGAGGCACGGCUACGGGAGACAGAGAAAAUCUGCCAUCUGGAGCCUGAGGGAUGCAUGAAGGUGGAACUGGUCCUGCGGGCGGCUGAGGCCCUCUUGGCAACUUGCCAGGAGGGCCAGAAGCCUAAGAUCCUGGCCCAGCUGAGGGAUAUCAAGUCCCAGUGGGAAGAGACGGUCACCUACAUGACUCAUUGCCACAGUCGCAUCGAGUGGGUGUGGCUGCAUUGGAGCGAGUAUCUGCUGGCUCGGGAUGAGUUUUACCGCUGGUUCCAGAAGAUGGUGGUCACGCUGGAGCCCCCUGUGGAGCUGCAGCUGGGGCUGAAGGAGAAGCAGUGGCAGCUGAGCCAUGCCCAGGUGAUGCUACACAAUGUGGACAAUCAGGCUGUGCUCCUGGACCGGCUGCUGGAGGAGGCAGGCUCCCUCUUCAACAGGAUUGGAGACCCCAGCGUGGAUGAAGAUGCCCAGAAAAGGAUGAAGGCUGAGUAUGAUGCUGUGAAGGCCAGGGCACAGCACAGAGUGGACCUCCUGACACGGGUGGCGCAGGAGCACGAGCAGUACCGGGAGCACGUGAAGGAGUUCCAGCUGUGGCUGAAGGCGGUGGUGGAGAAGGUACACGGCUGCCUGGGGAGGACCUGCAAGCUGGCCACGGAGCACCGUCUCUCUGCGCUACAGGACAUCGCCAAGGAUUUCCUUCGGGGUGAGGAGUCUUUGAACAGAUUGGAGGCGCAGGCCGUGGGUGUCAUUCGGAACACCUCCCCUUUGGGUGCAGAGAAGAUCUCAGGGGAGCUGGAGGAGAUGCGGGGAGUCCUGGGGAAGCUGAGAGUCCUCUGGAAAGAGGAAGAAGGGAGGCUGCGUGGCCUGCUGCAGUCCAAGGGGGCCUGUGAGCAGCAGAGCCAGCAGCUGGAGGCGGAACUGGGAGAGUUCAAGAAAGGCCUGCAGAGGCUGGCUCAGGAGGGCUCGGAGCCCGUGGUGAAGACAGCCACAGAGGAUGAGCUGCUGGCCCACUGGAGGGUCUUCUCAGGGAUACGGGCUGCACUGGCUUCAGAGGAACCCCGUGUAGACCGGUUACAAACUCAGCUGAAGGAACUUGUUACCUUCCCGGACCUACAAUCACUCUCUGACAGCGUGGUGGCCACCAUUCAGGAAUAUCAAAGUAUGAAGGGAAAAAACACCAGGCUCCACAAUGCGACCAGGGCAGAGCUAUGGCAGCGUUUCCAGCGGCCCCUCAAUGACCUGCAGCUGUGGAAGUCCCUGGCUCAGAGGCUCCUGGACAUCACCACCAGCCUACCGGACCUGCCCUCCAUUCACACUUUUCUGCCCCAGAUUGAGGCAGCUCUAACAGAAAGCUCCCGCCUGAAGGAGCAGCUGGCGAUGCUGCAGCUGAAGACAGACCUGCUGGGCAGCAUCUUCGGCCAGGAGAGGGCAGCCGCUCUCCUGGAGCAGGUGGCAAGUUCUGUGAGGGACAGAGACCUGUUGCACAACAGCCUCCUUCAGAGGAAGAGCAAACUGCAGAGCCUGCUUGUCCAGCACAAGGACUUCGGGGUGGCCUUUGACCCCCUACACAGGAAGCUCCUAGAUCUCCAAGCCAGGACUCAAGCAGAGAAAGGGCUUCAGCGGGACCUUCCUGGGAAGCAGGUCCAGCUUCUAAGGUUGCAGGGGCUGCAGGAGGAGGGGCUCGAUCUGGGGACACAGAUAGAGGCUGUGAGACCUCUUGCCCAGGGGAACUCUAGCCACCAGCACAAAGUAGACCAGGUCUCCUCUGACCAGCAAACCCUGCAGAGGUCCCUGGAGGGCCUCGUGGACAGGUGUCAACAGGAUGUACGGGAACACUGUACCUUCAGUCACCGGCUGUCGGAGCUGCGGCAGUGGGUCACCAUGACCACACAGACGCUGGAGUCACACCAAGGGGAUGUGCAACCAUGGGGUGCCAAGUCCCAAGAGGCUGGCCUUGAGAGGCUGCUGUCUGAGAUUCCAGAGAAAGAGGUCCAGCUCUCCCUGCUCCAAGCACAGGGUCAGCUUGUGAUGAAGAAGUCUUCCCCAGAAGGGGCUGCCAUGGUCCAGGAGGAGCUGAAGAAGCUGACGGAGUCUUGGCAUGCCCUGCGGCUGCUAGAGGAGAACAUGCUGAGUCUCAUCAGAAGCCAACAGCUGCAGAGGACGGAGGUGGACACGGGGAAGAAGCUGGUUUUCACCAACAACAUCCCAAAGGCCGGUUUUGUCAUCAACCCUCGGGACCCCAUUCCCAGGAGACGGCAUGGGGCAAACCUAGUGGAAGAAGGUGACCAGCAUGAAGACCACGCCCAGCGCCUGAGGGACUUUGAACAGUGGCUACAGGCAGAAAACUCCAAGCUACUUAGACUCACCACAGUAAAAACAGUCACCUCCAAGGACUUGAGGACCAGAGGGAGGGAGCUGCAGGAGCUGGAGGCUCGCAUCCCAGAGGGCCAGCAUCUCUUCGAGAACCUGCUUCGUCUCAGGCCAGCAAGAGACCCCUCCAAUGAGCUGGAAGGUCUUCGCUACCGUUGGAUGCUGUACAAAUCUAAACUCAAAGACUCUGGCCACCUGCUGACGCAGAGUUCUCCCGGGGAGCUGACUGCAUUCCAGAAGAGUAGGCGGCAGAAGCCGAGGUGGAGUCCCUGCUCUCUCCUACGGAAAGCUUGCCGCGUGGCGCUGCCCUUACAGCUGCUGCUGCUGCUCUUCCUGCUCCUGCUCUUCCUGCUGCCAGCUGGCGAGGAGGAGCGCACCUGCGCCCUGGCCAACAACUUCGCCCGCUCCUUCACACUCAUGCUUCGUUACAACGGCCCCCCGCCCACCUAGCCCGCUGGGACACACAGGUGACCUUCUGCAGGCCCCCUGAGGCUGGCUGCUGGGGGAAGCUGGAUGAUAGCUGACCAGACCCCUUCCCCCAGAGCGACCUCAGUCCAAAUGCUGCAUCUGUUCCCAGAACAAACUUGCCUUUUCUAUGAUGUCAUUUCUGUCUAUUUAUACUAAAUGCGUACUAUGCGUGGUUAGGGAAUAUGUACAGAAUUUUUACAUGCCUUGUAUGUACAUGCCAAGUGUGGAUAACUUCAGACACGGUGUCUCCUUGUGCCUAGGGAAGUCCCAGCUAUGUGUUUCUCUAGUGGGAUUUGUG